GGACAAAAGAAAAAUAAAAGUCUUCGAUCCAUAUUCCACUUUGAUCCAUAGAUCCAAUUUUAGUUUCUCAGAUCAAAAAUUAAGAAGAGAGAUUGAAAUUUUUUGAUCUGAGAAAAUGCAUGUCACUAAUCUCUUACUCGAAGAACCAAUCAGGAUGGCUUCAAUUCUUGAGCCACCAAAAAACAAUUUAUCUGCAAUGACUAAGAUCGUGGGGACACUCGGGCCGAAAUCGAGGUCUGUUGAUGUGAUUUCCGGCUGUCUGAAAGCUGGAAUGUCCGUUGCACGGUUUGAUUUUUCAUGGGGUGAUGCUGAAUAUCAUCAGGAGACUUUGGAGAAUUUGAAGACGUCUGUUAAGAGUACUAAGAAGCUAUGUGCUGUUAUGUUGGAUACAGUAGGCCCAGAAUUGCAAGUUGUUAAUAAAAGCGAAAAAUCGAUUGCACUAAAGGCUGAAUCAUUGGUUGUUUUGACUCCGGAUCAAGGUCAAGAAGCAACUUCAGAUCUAUUGCCAAUCAAUUAUGAUGGAUUAGCAAAAGCAGUAAAGAAAGGAGACACCAUCUUUCUGGGUCAAUACCUGUUCACAGGAAGCGAAACUACCUCAGUUUGGCUUGAGGUAUCUGAGGUGAAAGAGGUAGAUGUGGUUUGCACAGUGAAGAAUGCCGCAGUACUAUCUGGAUCAUUGUUCACUUUGCACGUCUCUCAAAUUCAUAUCGAUCUCCCUACCCUAACUGACAAAGAUAAAGAAGUUAUAAGCACCUGGGGUGUUCGAAACGACAUUGACUUUCUUUCCCUAUCAUAUACCCGGCAUGCAGAGGAUGUUCGCCAAGCUCGUGAGUUCCUGUCUACCCUGGGUCAACUUAGUCAGACUCAGAUUUUCGCUAAGAUUGAGAACAUAGAAGGUUUAACUCAUUUCGACGAGAUCCUAGAAGAAGCGGAUGGCAUUAUCCUUUCUCGUGGAAAUCUAGGCAUAGAUCUUCCUCCAGAAAAGGUGUUUUUAUUUCAAAAGGCAGCCCUUUACAAGUGUAACAUGGCUGGUAAGCCUGCAGUAGUAACUCGUGUUGUCGACAGUAUGACAGACAAUCUCAGACCAACACGUGCUGAAGCAACUGAUGUGGCUAACGCUGUAUUAGAUGGUACUGACGCAAUUCUUCUGGGUGCUGAGACACUUAGAGGAUUAUACCCUAUUGAGACCAUCUCCACUGUUCGUAGAAUUUGUGCAGAGGCAGAGAAGGUUUUCAACCAGGACUUGUAUUUUAAGAAAACUUCGAAAUAUGUCGGAGAACCAAUGUCCCAUUUGGAAUCUAUUGCUUCCUCUGCGGUACGUGCGGCAAUCAAGACAAAGGCCUCUGUUAUUAUUGUUUUUACUUCGACUGGAAAGGCUGCAAGGUUGAUUGCUAAGUAUAGGCCAACAAUGCCUGUUAUAUCAGUCGUCGUUCCACGCCUCAUAACUAAUCAACUCAAGUGGACUUUCACCGGCGCUUUUGAGGCGAGGCAAUCACUGAUCGUGAGAAAUCUUUUCCCCAUGCUUGCUGAUCCUCGACAUCCAGCUGACUCCACAAGCGGCUCCAACGAAACAGUUCUGAAAGUUGCAGUGGAACACGGGAAAGCAGCUGGUGUGAUAAAAUCUCAUGACCGGGUUGUCGUCUGUCAGAAAGUUGGCGAUUCUUCUGUGGUGAAGAUCAUUGAACUCGAAGAAUAAAACCACUUGAGUUCUAUCUUCCCACUUCUUGAGAGAAUGUAGUGGAAUUCGAAAGCAGAACUGUAAGUAGCAUAAAUCCAGCAGUUCCCAAAGAAUUAGUACUCCUUUUGGAAAGUGAAGAAACAUUGAUUUUGGCAUAUAAAUUCUUCAGUGAGUUUUACAACACUGAUCUCAGCUAUUUAGCUGUGUUAAAAUCUUUACACACUAGACGCAAUGUAAUUGAACUCAACUUUGUGGUUAAUCCAUUUUAUCAUGUUUGGUCAGAUGAAUUUGUGAAGAAACUGUUCUUUCUUUACUUAAUAUCUAAAGUUUUACCGA
This is a messenger RNA of Papaver somniferum (opium poppy), 2014 nucleotides long. RefSeq names its product pyruvate kinase 1, cytosolic-like. The coding region runs from base 116 to 1696 and encodes 526 amino acids. Gene Ontology annotation, molecular function: magnesium ion binding; pyruvate kinase activity; potassium ion binding. The record is from RefSeq and is a predicted model, not a curated record. Gene Ontology annotation, cellular component: cytoplasm. NCBI's taxonomy places the organism in Eukaryota, Viridiplantae, Streptophyta, Magnoliopsida, Ranunculales, Papaveraceae. The transcript is spliced from 16 exons. Gene Ontology annotation, biological process: glycolytic process.